Lactuca saligna is the source of this 861-nucleotide messenger RNA. The record is from the annotation of a GenBank genome assembly. NCBI's taxonomy places the organism in Eukaryota, Viridiplantae, Streptophyta, Magnoliopsida, Asterales, Asteraceae.
AUGCCAUGUUUACACCUUUUGUUACUCUUUCUGCAGAGGUUGGCAGCUGAUAUCCUAAAACAGGUAUGGGACUUAUCUGAUCAAGACAAUGACAUCAUGCUUUCAUUGAAUGAAUUUUGUAUUGCUCUCUUCCUCAUGGAGAGACACACGGAAGGUCACUCUCUUCCAAAGGCACUUCCAUCUGACAUUUUGUUUGAGAAGACACCAGUGACAACAGUAGUGAUACUCCUAGUGUUGAGCACCCCAACUUGUAUGACAUCUGUUAAGAGGAGGGGAUCAGCAGGUGUGGUGGAAUCCUUGAUACUUUUGAAAUCACAUGACAAUAUGCAUGCUCCAUUUACUCAGACACUUCAUUAUCUAGAAACAGUAAGAUCAGAUCAAUUACUGGAGCAAAUGGUGUGUACUGCUUUCAGAGCUACAGCUGACACUCUUAACCAGACUAGCAUUAGCAGUGAACAAGCUACUGGUGGCAGUGGGAAUCAAUGGAGUCACCAACAGGGGGAGAUUGAGACUCAUAGGAUUCUUCUAAGUGAUAAAAUUCAAUGGAAGAAGGAGUACAAUCGGGGUUGUGAAAUUGAUGGGAAAGAAGAAAAGAAACCGAAGGCGUUGCAGCCCUUGAUGGUCCUGGGGUGGCAUAUCCAUCUUACAAUACAAAACAAAACCACAAUAGAGUUAAAAUUGUGCAGAAGCAUUUCUUAUGCUGCAGUUGCUGCUCAUGCAGAUCAGACUAGCAGGAGGAAAUUAGCACUUUUCCAGGUUCCUUUGUUACUAGGCAUUGGGGAAGAAGAUACAGCCCUGACUAAGGCAACUGAAAGUGGCGAUACUGAUCUUGUUUAUCUUGUUCUCUUUCAUAUAUGGUAG